UGUCGAGAUGGACAGAGUAUGCCAUCUGCACCUUUUCACAGAAUCCUACGACCCCUUCUGCUCGGCACGUUCAUCCUGGGAUGCUUUGUGACUCUGUUUUUGAUGUAUUUUAAACCAUCCACCAGUUGGUUAUCAGGUCCCGUAGAGUCAACAGUAUCCACAGACCGGGUCAAGAACCUCUUCUCCUCCAAGAGCGAUAAAAACGUGACCACCGUGCUGAUCUGGCUCUGGCCCUUCGGACAAACCUACGACCUGAGUGUCUGCAGCUCUCUCUUCAACAUCGAGGGCUGUUUUAUCACAGCAGACAGAAACCUCUACAAUAAGUCGGAUGGGGUCAUCAUUCAUCACCGAGACAUCUGCACCGACCUGUCCAACCUGCCGCCGCUCCAGCGACCAUCCUUCCAGAAGUGGAUAUGGAUGAACUUGGAGUCGCCGUCACACUCGUCCCAGCUGCCUGGGAUCGAGAACCUGUUCAAUCUGACUCUCAAUUACCGUCAGGAUGCUGACAUUGAAGUGCCUUAUGGGUCCAUCGUAGCAGCGGAGGGCGAGGAGGACUUUGUCCCACCCAGCAAAAACAAGCUGAUCUGCUGGAUUGUGAGCAACUGGAACCAGGACCACGUGCGGGUGAAGUACUACAAUGAGCUGUACAAACACAUUGAGGUUCAUGCGUAUGGACAAGCCUUCGGGGAGUACAUCUCUGACCAAGACUACUUCCCUACCAUCGCCAGCUGUAAGUUCUACCUGGCUUUUGAGAACUCCAUCCACAAGGACUACAUUACUGAGAAACUGUACAACCCGCUCUCUGUGGGGACAGUGCCAGUGGUUCUCGGCCCACCCAGGCAGAACUACGAGAACUUUAUCCAGGGAGACGCCUUCAUCCACGUGGACGACUUCACCUCGCCCAAGGAGCUGGCCGAUUACCUGCUGCUCCUGGACAAGAAUGAGGAAAUGUACCUCAGGUACUUUGAGUGGCGGCGGCACUUUAAAGUAAAGAAGGCCUAUUUCUGGGCAGAGCACACAUGCCUGGCCUGUGAUUACCUGCGUAGGCACAAGGAGUAUAAGGCAUUCAAUAGCCUUGACAAGUGGUACUGGGGCGGAUAG
This is a messenger RNA of Xiphias gladius (swordfish), 1101 nucleotides long. RefSeq names its product fucosyltransferase 9a (gene fut9a). Gene Ontology annotation, cellular component: membrane. Gene Ontology annotation, molecular function: alpha-(1->3)-fucosyltransferase activity. NCBI's taxonomy places the organism in Eukaryota, Metazoa, Chordata, Actinopteri, Istiophoriformes, Xiphiidae. Bases 19 to 1101 code for a protein of 360 amino acids. The record is from RefSeq and is a predicted model, not a curated record. The transcript has 2 exons.